Messenger RNA from Arabidopsis thaliana (thale cress), 2116 nucleotides. RefSeq names its product bromo-adjacent homology (BAH) domain-containing protein. Gene Ontology annotation, molecular function: chromatin binding. The transcript is spliced from 7 exons. Gene Ontology annotation, biological process: DNA-templated transcription. NCBI's taxonomy places the organism in Eukaryota, Viridiplantae, Streptophyta, Magnoliopsida, Brassicales, Brassicaceae. Gene Ontology annotation, cellular component: nucleus. The coding region runs from base 49 to 1515 and encodes 488 amino acids. The record is from RefSeq and is marked reviewed.
AAACAAAUAAAAAGAUCCAAUUUUUUGAUAAUUCUGGAAGAGGAAGCAAUGGUGUUGUCUCGGCGAUUUGCUCAAGUGUCGAGUGACGAAGAAGACGAUGUACCGAUUACUAGGUCUAAGGGAAGAAACUCGGCGAGUCCUGAGGAAUCUUUGGGGAAACGGAGGAAGCGUAAGACGGUGAAGCUAUACGAAGAUUUUGAAGAGAAGGAAGCGGAUAGGAAGAAGAAGAGAAAGGGGAAUAAGGAGGAUGAGGAUAUGGCGGAGGGAGAUGAUGAUCAGGCGGAGGAAGAAACAAAUCCGGAGGCUGAAGAAGAGGAAGACGAAGAAGAAGAAGAGAAGCCUGAUGAUGCGUGUCCUGUUGGUGAUUCGGUUAAUGUUACGGGUAAAGGAAAAGGGAAAAGAACUCAUUUCAACCAAUUUGCUUAUGAUGGUAACACUUAUGAUCUGGAGGUUCCGGUGUUGCUGGUUCCUGAGGACAAAAGUCAAAAACCAUAUGUUGCAAUUAUUAAGGAUAUUACCCAAACUAAAGAUGGAAGCAUGAUGAUUCUGGGACAGUGGUUUUAUCGCCCCGAAGAAGCAGAGAAAAGGGGUGGUGGAAACUGGCAAUCAAGUGAUACACGAGAACUUUUCUACAGUUUCCAUCGUGAUGAAGUGCCAGCAGAAUCUGUGAUGCACAGAUGUGUUGUUUAUUUUGUCCCGGCCCAUAAACAACUUCCAAAACGCAAAAAUAACCCUGGAUUUAUUGUACGAAAGGUCUAUGAUACCGUUGAAAAGAAGCUGUGGAAGCUGACUGACAAAGACUAUGAAGACUCAAAACAACGUGAAAUCGAUGUUCUUGUCAAAAAGACCAUGAACGUAUUGGGUGAUCUCCCGGACCUUGAAUCUGAGGAUAUGCUUGUUGACCAGGAAAAUGUGUUGAAGGCCAAAAGAUCUUUUCGGAAAGUAAACAUAAGUCCUGUGGAUGUUAGAAGGGAGGAAGACGCCUCUUUAAAGGCUGAAACUCCUGGAAGUGGUGCGGGUAUUUCAUCAGAGCAUUAUGCUAUCUUAGAGAAGUUUGAUUCACUAACAGGUGAUGCUCAUCGUGACAAGUGUUUGGGGAAGCUUCUGGAGGCAGUCCAGCACAUAUGUUAUAUCCCUGAGAACAAACAGGCUGGCGACGAAGCAAAGGUGGGUUCAGAUGCAUCUCAUCUUGAACAGGAUGAGAAAGACACAAAGCCGGAAAAUGGAAAGGAUGAGAAAUUUCUCUGGCCAGAUGCUGCUGUUCCUCAAGUGUGUGCUCUUGAGAAUGCUUCACAUGCUUCUCUUGCAUCGGAUUUUCAGAAAUAUAACCAAAAGAUGAGGACACUGGUUUUCAAUCUCAAGAACACUGCACUGCUGGCUAGACGACUGCUCAAUGGCGAGUUAGAGCCUGCAACGAUUUUGAACAUGUCACCCACUGAGUUAAAGGAGGGUCUAACUGCUGACGAGACAACAAAGAAGGAGCCUGAUGAUGCUGAUCGAAUGCAGGUCUUUUAAUUUCUGGAAAUUGAAGUUUUUAUUUAGUUUCCUGGAUUUCAAUUGUUAGGGAAUGUGAACGUCUGUGACUAUGUUGUGUUUAUAUUCCGGAUGCAGAUGACUUCUGUAAGAUGCUCGAGAUGCAGUCAAUUGACGGUUGGCCUGAGGGAUAUCAUCCAAGCUGGGCAUGGAGAUCGAUAUCAGUUGGAGUGUGUUGACUGUGGCUAUUCCUGGUAUGCCUCAAGGGAUGAGGUAUCAACUCUGACAAUAGUCACAGAUAAACCUGCCCAAGGCACAGAGAAGGAGGAUAUUGAGAAGAAUUUGACCAGUCCUCGUGAAACUAAUAAACCAAAAGACGAAGCCUUGAAGACCAAUGACUCGAACGCUGACAACAAUCCUGAAGCCUCCAAGAAACCAGAGUAAAGGGUUUCCAACUUUUUAACCUUAUGUUUAGAGUUUCGGGUCUGAAUUCGAACUGGGUUUCACUUUUAACAGUUGGUUAACCGUAUAGUUAAGUCGGAUAAAGCUUGUCAUGACAAAAAAAACUAAGACUUUGGUUAUGGGCAAUGUAUCAACUGUCUCUUUCUCUUAUGGAACUUUAUUUUAGUGCACCAUCUUUAUC